GAAGGGCGCAGCCGCAUAUUUUCUGUUGGGUCGGCUGGGCAGAAAAGUGGCGUGAAAACCCCGGGAGAGGAGCCAAACCUUCCCAGAUGUAACAGAAAACAGCCAUACGGCCGCAGCGCUGCGCAUAGAAAACCCGAGCCAGUAGUACGCCUUUUCAUCAGAUGAAAUUAAAGUUGUUUACUCCAGAAACAGCAGUGGGAAAAACACGGUUUAACACGGUUUCUCACUACUAUUCUGAGCCGUUUGAAUCACAACACAUAAGACAAAAAAACCUGUUGAAAGUGGAGAAAUACUGUCGAGAAAUUCACUUUUAAAUUGCAUGAAGGGACAUUUGAAUUCUUUGUGUACCGAUCAUCUGUGAGAGCUGCUUGAAACGACACAGACUGAUAUUUACUGUUCAUUCAGUGUGUCACCCAAACCAGAACGUUUCAGUUCGGGUCAGGAUAAGGUGUUACAUUUGUGAACAUAGAAAGGAAAAAAAAAAGAAACCCUGUUGUAUCCUUUUUCUUUUUUCUCUCAUGCCUGGUGGAAAUCAUCCAGUUGGCUUCAAUGGGGCGUCAAAACAGUCAAAGAUCAAAUUGUAGCAGCCGCCGUUACUUCGGCAUCAGUUGGGAGAUAGCCUAGCUGAGGUCAGCAGUCCGUGACCCCUCCCACCGCGUCCGACACAGCGUCCCCACCCCCACCCCCCCCGUAUUAGCUUUCCCACAGCAAGGCGCCAUGGCAUCGGUGCGCUUCACUGUGACGCCCACCAAGGCGGAGGACCUCCCGGGGCUGUCCGACACGUCGCCCGACUUGAGCACCCGCUCCGGCGCCCGCGUGCGCUUCGGCUCCCGGGAGAGCGUCAAUCGCAGCGACCCGCUCAGCGAGGCUUCGGGGGGGCCCACCACCACGGCCUCGGGACCAGGAGGAGGCGGGGCAGACACGCCGGAGCACAGCAGCACUGACCAAGGUGAUGGUAACUCCAAAAUCUCCAGCGUAUACAUCAACAAUGCUCAUGGGGUGGAUGAUGACGACUUCUACGACAGAAACCUGGCCUUAUUUGAGGAGGAGAUGGACACCCGGCCCAAGGUGUCGUCGCUCCUCAGCCGCCUGGCGAACUACACCAACCUGACGCAGGGAGCCAAGGAGCACGAGGAGGCCGAGAGCAUCGGCGAGAAGAAGAAAGCCAGCAAGUCGCCGCAGAUGGGGACGUUCAUGGGCGUCUACCUGCCGUGCCUGCAGAACAUCUUCGGGGUCAUCCUGUUCCUGCGGUUGACGUGGGUGGUGGGGACCGCCGGCGUGCUGCAGGCCCUGUGCAUCGUCUUCUUGUGCUGCUGCUGUACGAUGCUGACUGCCAUAUCAAUGAGCGCGAUUGCCACUAACGGAGUCGUGCCAGCGGGAGGCUCGUACUUCAUGAUCAGUCGCUCUCUUGGUCCGGAGUUUGGCGGCGCGGUGGGCCUGUGUUUCUACUUGGGAACCACCUUCGCCGGAGCCAUGUACAUCCUCGGGGCCAUCGAGAUCCUUCUGAUGUACAUCGCACCAAAGGCAGCCAUAUUCGUAGAAGGGGCAGCCAUGUUGAACAACAUGCGGGUCUACGGCACCAUCUGUCUCCUCCUGAUGUCCCUGCUGGUCUUUGUCGGCGUCAAGUAUGUGAACAAGCUGGCCUCCAUCUUCCUGGCGUGCGUCAUCGUCUCCAUCGUCUCCAUCUACAUCGGCGCGUUGGUCUCCGCUUUCAAAGAGCCGGAUUUUCCCGUUUGCAUGCUGGGAAACAGAACCAUCAACGGCCACGACUUCGUUGACGGCAAGUGUCAGAAAACCGUCCAGGAGCAGAUCAGCUACACGCCCCAGGGCUUCGACGCAAACAUCACUAUUAUUUAUGAAAACAGCACAGUGGUUCCGACCAUCUUGCCCAGCCACGCCCCCGAAGUGGUGGAGAAGACCACGGAUCUCUGGAAGCAUUUCUGCCAGAGCCAACAACUCAACGCCUCCUGCGACGAUUACUUCGCCUCCAACAACUUCUCGGAGAUUAAAGGGAUCCCCGGCCUGGCCAGCGGGAUCAUCUCAGAGAACUUGUGGAGCUCCUACCUCAGCAAGGGGGACGUGGUGGAGAAAGGCUCGCUCAGCUCCUCCCACAGUUCCCACCCGGCCUCCACUCACCAGCCAUACGUGUUCGCCGACAUCACCACCUCUUUCACACUGCUGGUGGGCAUCUUCUUCCCCUCCGUCACAGGAAUCAUGGCUGGUUCCAACCGAUCGGGGGAUUUGAAGGACGCUCAGCGCUCCAUCCCUAUCGGCACCAUCCUCGCCAUCCUCACUACCUCUAUUGUCUACCUGAGCAGCGUUGUGCUGUUUGGAGCCUGCAUUGAAGGAGUCGUCCUCAGAGACAAAUUCGGAGAUUCGGUAAAGGGAAACCUGGUGGUUGGGACUCUUGCGUGGCCCUCUCCCUGGGUUAUUGUGAUCGGCUCCUUCUUCUCCACGUGCGGCGCCGGCUUGCAGUCGCUGACCGGCGCUCCCCGGCUCCUGCAGGCCAUCGCUAAGGACAACAUCAUCCCCUUCCUCCGGGUGUUCGGCCAUGGGAAAGCUAACGGCGAGCCCACCUGGGCCCUGCUGCUGACGGCUCUGAUAGCUGAGCUGGGGAUUCUCAUCGCCUCCCUGGACUUGGUGGCUCCAAUCCUGACAAUGUUCUUCCUCAUGUGCUAUCUGUUCGUGAACCUGGCCUGUGCCCUCCAGACCCUGCUGAGGACGCCCAACUGGAGGCCGCGCUUCUCCUACUACCACUGGUCCUUGUCAUUUUUGGGGAUGAUCAUCUGCCUGGCGCUCAUGUUUAUAUCCUCCUGGUACUACGCAAUUGUUGCCAUGGUGAUCGCCGGCAUGAUCUACAAGUACAUUGAGUAUCACGGAGCAGAGAAAGAGUGGGGGGAUGGGAUCCGCGGUCUGUCUCUGAGUGCUGCCCGCUAUGCCCUCCUGAGGUUGGAGGAGGGACCGCCGCACACCAAAAACUGGAGGCCGCAGCUGCUCGUGCUGCUGAAACUCGAUGAAGACGCCCAUGUCAAAUCUCCCCGCCUGCUGACGUUCGCCAGCCAGCUGAAGGCGGGAAAGGGUCUCACCAUCGUCGGCACGGUCGUCUCCGGGAACUUUCUGCAGAGUUACGGCGAAGCCCUGGCCGCCGAGCAGACCCUGAAGCACCUGAUGGACCAGGAGCGGGUGAAAGGCUUCUGUCAGUGCAUCGUGGCCCAGAAGCCGCGUGACGGCAUCAGCCACAUGAUCCAGUCCAGCGGCCUGGGAGGCAUGAAGCCCAACACGGUGGUGAUGGGCUGGCCGCACGCCUGGAGGCAGAGCGAGGACCCGCAGUCCUGGAAGACCUUCAUCAACACAGUGCGGGUGACCACAGCAGCCCACCUCGCCCUCCUGGUGCCCAAAAACAUUUCCCUGUUUCCCAGUAACAGCGAACCCUGCACGGAGGGCUACAUCGACGUCUGGUGGAUCGUCCAUGAUGGAGGAAUGCUGAUGCUGCUGCCGUUCCUUCUGCGCCAACACAAAGUGUGGCGUAAAUGUGGGAUGCGGAUCUUCACAGUGGCCCAGAUGGAGGACAACUCCAUCCAGAUGAAGAAGGACCUGGCAACCUUCCUCUAUCACUUACGCAUCGAAGCUGACGUGGAAGUGGUGGAGAUGCAUGACAGCGAUAUCAGCGCGUACACCUACGAAAGGACUCUGAUGAUGGAGCAGCGCUCUCAGAUGCUCAGACAGAUGCGGCUCUCCAAAUCCGACCGGGAGAGAGAGGGAAAUCCUGGUAGAAGCAGCAGUAGGACACAGGCAGGUGGAGCUACAAGGUCUCAGAGGGUGCGCUGGAGUUUUGACGAUGCCCAGUUGGUGAAGGACCGCAACUCCAUGCUGCGUCUGACGAGCAUCGGAUCGGACGACGACGACGACACCGACGGCCCGGAGCAGAACAGGGCGAUCAGCGGCGGCGGAGGAGGCGGCGGCGGCGGCGGCGGCGACGGCAGCACCGAGCACCACCGCCGCGUUCAGAUGACCUGGACCAAAGAGAAGACGGCGCAGUACAGGGCGACGCACUCCGGCUGCUCCACACCCGAGGGCUUCAGAGACAUGCUGAGCAUCAGGCCGGAUCACUCCAACGUCAGACGCAUGCACACGGCAGUCAAACUCAACGAGGUGAUCGUAAACAAGUCCCACGAUGCCCGGCUUGUUCUUCUCAACAUGCCAGGACCGCCCAGGAACACCGAGGGAGACGAGAACUACAUGGAGUUCCUGGAGGUCCUCACCGAGGGGCUGGAGCGCGUCCUCCUGGUCCGGGGCGGCGGCAGCGAGGUCAUCACGAUCUACUCCUGAUCGGACGGCGGGAAGCCAGCGUCGCACUACGAGCGGCGGGUUGCGCAGGUGUGAGCGGAGGCAGAAGGCGGUUCGGGGGCGGGGUUGGCCGGAGCUUUCUGCCCCCCACCCCCCCCCUCGCCUCAUCCCUCUUUAAAAAAAAACAGAGACUGUCACCGGCUGCAGCGUCAGCCAACCCCACCCAUUUCCUUUUCUAUCAUGACAGCAGUUUCCACUCCACAGUUUUCACGAAUGAGCAGAAACAGACUUUUCUUUUCCUUUGUGCGCGUCGUCCUCCUGCGGGAGCCGCGAUCGGGCGGAGCGAGUGUGUCUGAACGGUGGACCAGCGAAUGAGAAACCUGCGUGGAGCGGCCGUUCCUCUGACGAGACUCAGGGCUGAAUGAAUGUAUUUUGGGAGCAGAUGUGAGUCUUGUGAAUGUUUUUUUUUUUUUUUUUCUUCUUUUUUCUUUCUAUUUGAAGACACGUUUAUUUCAGUACAACACAAAGACUGGACAAAAGAAACUGCAGAAUCGAGCUGACUGACGUCAGUAUGCGUUCGUAAUGUCUCUUUACUUGAAAACGUUUAAGGAGGAAGGCGGAGUCUGCUGCAUAUCUUCACCGGCUGCAUCUGUUUCUCUAUCACAGCGGUAAAUAAUCUCACAGACCUCAUUCUGUUUUCUUCACACUGGAGGUGGAGUCGGUUGUUUCCUUUUUCUUGUGCAGAUGUUUCUCACUCUGGUAUGGAAGCCCAUUUCUUCAACAAAAGGUUGACUUGUUAAAUGUUAAGGUUAUGUUAAAAGUCAAACUUGUUAUUGAUCUGAGGAAAACAAAUGCAGAGUUACCACAUGAAAACCCAUAAAUAUGACUAAAAACGAGCUAAAAACUUACUUUAAAAAAGUAAAGAAACCCAGCACAGCAGAUCUGUUUCUCUCUUUGAAUAUAAAGGGAAAUUAAAUAGCUGUUAGUGGCAGAAAUGUUGCUUUAUGACGGAAAAAAGGAGGCAGGACAUAAAUUAUUGAAUGAGAUUUGUAAUAGAUAGCGGUGGCACACUUUGUCCAAUAGGGUAGGAGCUUAAAAAUCUCACAAAAAGAAAUGGUCAUCUUUGACUUAUCCAUAGAGAUGACACAAGGUCAACGCUUAAACUGAUAGAUAUAUUUUUUCUGAAUUUUUUUCAAAAUGUUCCUACAAGUUAAAAAAAAAAAAAAUAAAGAACCUGAUUUUAUAUUUUUAUUUAUUUAUAUACUUUUUGGGGGAAGACAUUAGCUUCUGUACUUUUUGAUGUCAUUAAAAACAAAAGAGAGAAAUGUGCUGCCAUAAUUAAGAUUGAACCAAGUCAUCCGUUCUUGAAAUCCAUGUUUAUCGACUUCAUCGAUGACUGCGUUAAAACCAGUACAGGUUGUUUUUCUGCGUUGGACUGCGUUGCCACCGUCUGGUCAAAGUGUGGAGUUUGACUUGUUCACAGUAUUGUCGUCGCACACUGGACCAUCAGUGGAGGGGACCACUGCACUGCACAUGUGUGACUGUGGGAGUGGACUCUCGUGGCCGUGCUGUCGCUCGCCGCCUCGGCUCCUGCAGGAGAACGUCAGCUGUGCCGCGUGGUGCGAGCUUCUGCCCUGAAAGCCUCCACCUCAUCGUACACCUGACAGAGAUCUGUGUGUGUGUGUGUGUGUGUGUGUGAGUGAGUGAGGGAGUAAUGAGCUCCAGACUAGAGGCGUUCGGUGUUCCUCUAAUGCUUUUUUUUUUUUUACAGUGUUUUUUUUUUUUGUUUUUGUUCAGGGAUUGUUUUUGUGUUCACUGUUAUUUCCUAAACAUUGUUUUCUCGCUUGUACAUAAAGACAGGAAAAAAAAACCCUUGAGUUUUAUCUUUUUUUAAUUACAUUAAUAUAAAAAGGAAUCAUAAAAAAAAAACUUUGCUUGAAAAAAUA
Salarias fasciatus (jewelled blenny) is the source of this 6233-nucleotide messenger RNA. RefSeq names its product solute carrier family 12 member 6 (gene slc12a6). Lineage: Eukaryota; Metazoa; Chordata; Actinopteri; Blenniiformes; Blenniidae. Gene Ontology annotation, biological process: chemical synaptic transmission; chloride ion homeostasis; potassium ion import across plasma membrane. Bases 718 to 4329 code for a protein of 1203 amino acids. Gene Ontology annotation, molecular function: potassium:chloride symporter activity. Gene Ontology annotation, cellular component: plasma membrane. The record is from RefSeq and is a predicted model, not a curated record. The transcript is spliced from 28 exons.